Molecule: messenger RNA, 768 nt
Organism: Emericellopsis atlantica
Lineage: Eukaryota; Fungi; Ascomycota; Sordariomycetes; Hypocreales; Bionectriaceae
Product: putative ubiquitin carboxyl-terminal hydrolase
Exons: 2
Coding region: 1-768 (255 amino acids)
Biological process (GO): ubiquitin-dependent protein catabolic process; protein deubiquitination
Cellular component (GO): cytoplasm
Molecular function (GO): cysteine-type deubiquitinase activity
Source: RefSeq, a predicted model, not a curated record
AUGGCAGCCCUGACCAACCUUUCCAGCACUGUCGACCCUGACCCGGGGCCUGCCGCCCCCGCGUUCAUCCCCCUCGAAUGCAACCCAGAGCUGAUGACAGAUCUGAUCCAUCAGCUCGGCGCCUCCCAGAAACUCGAGAUUCAGCAAAUCUGGUCCCUCGAACCGUCAGAGAUGGAGUUCUACGCCAGGCCCGCGCAUGCUCUCAUGCUCGUCUUCCCUGUCACGGCCACAUAUGAGACCGCCCGGAUGGCAGAGGAUACAAAGACGGAGUACAGCGGCAAGGGGCCCCAAGAGCCGGUCAUGUGGUUCAAGCAGACAAUCAAGAAUGCUUGUGGAUUUAUGGCGCUGCUUCACGCUGUGGCCAAUGUGCCUUCCAAAGACACUUUGCUAGAGGAAGGAUCCACACUGCACAAGAUCAUCACCGAGUCUGUCGAUCUAGGCCCCCUUGAGCGGGCCAGGCUUCUGGAGAACUCGAAAGAGCUUGCCGAUGCCUACAAGGUAGCUGCCUCGAGCGGCGACACGGCGGCACCCGACGCGGAGGAUCAGGUCGACCUCCACUAUGUCUGCUUCGUCAAGGGUUCUGACGGUCAGCUGUGGGAGCUUGAUGGACGCCGCGCUCAGCCCUUGGCGCGUGGCUUGAUAGGCGACCAGGAAGACAUGCUGGGCGAGAACGCCUUGACUUUGGGGGCCAAGAAGUUCCUGGAGGAUGGCAAGGACAACAAGCAGCUGAGCGAGAGCUUUGCAGCUGUGGCCCUGAUUGAGCCAUAG